GUACAAUGAAUUUAGCCUGAUCCAAGAUGGCUCUCUCAUUUUAUUUGUCUCUCAUUCACUAGUUGUUUUCAUGUCUGUAACAAACAUGCCGAAAAUUAAACAACAGGCUCCGCGGCCUAAGUGCGGUCAUAAGCUCAGGUUAGUAAAGCAAGAGACCACGCUCUAUGAUUGGUUAAAAUUAACUAACUUAGCAUAAACCAAUCAGAAUGAUAAACUGCGACCUGCAGUUCGAUUUACCGACCUUGGUUUUUCUUUCGUCCUUUGUAAACUAGCUGUCACUAAAACAUAAAGAGGGUAGAGAAUAGAAGGAGAAUUAUUUGGACCCCUCAUUUAUUUUAGGGCGUGAACAAUUUUAUUUUCCCAUUUACAGAGAAAACUAAUCUGCCUUAUCGCCCCGCGUGGGUGAUACAUGAUAACACUAAUGAAAUGUUCGAUUUUUAAACCGGUUAGAUACCCUCACAUGAAACCAAUGAUUGUAGAAUUUCUAUGCUUGGAUUUAACUGUUAUUAUUUUAAACAAUAUUUCAAAUAUCCUGUAACUCGGAUUACAAAUUAGCAUUUGGAGUUUCACUAAAAAUACAUACAACUAUAUUUGUGGAUAUUUUAAAUCAAAAUCACAAUCAUGCUUCAUCGACCUACUCUCAUGCCUGCAUCAAUGAAAUCAUCCUCAAAAUUCAACUUAUCUACUAAUUUAAAACAUUCAUCUCAAUCAAGUAAAAUAGAAAGUCCAGAAUUGAUUCAACUACUUAACUGUGGUGAUGAUGAUGAUGAAAUAGUUAUUGUAGAACCUACAGAUCCAGAUGAAGAUCGCAUGAAACAGGAAGAUACAACAUUUAAUGAUGUAUUAAACAAAGAACAAGAAGAUUAUGCGGAGGAAGAUUACAAUGGGAAUGAUGGAGAUAUGAAUUCGGAUGACUCUCAUAUGAAAGGUGAAUCUCACAUCCCAGUGUCAAAUAUUAAAGUGGAUGAAGCCACUGGAAAUGGAACUCCAGUGACCGUAACCACAGAUUCGGUUAAACCUAUUGGAAUUUUACCUCUGAAUGAUGUGAUUCACAAUUUACUCACAUGUACACCACAUGUUGCUCCCACCAUACAAAAUGUUGCACUUCAACCUAUACUGUCGGGUAAAAUGAAUGGAUCGGGAAGUGUGCAAAUGCCGAAUGUUGUUUCCAAUGCAUUGCCUACAUUGUGGCUUCAUUCUCCUGUUGUGAAUUCAACGGAAAUGAUGAGUAUGCCUAAUGUGAAUAGUGUGACAGAUUUGACGAGUAAUAUUGUACAGAAUAGUGGGACUGCACUGAAUCCACUUGUUGCUGCUGUGCUUGUGAAUUGUGCCACAGUGAACAUGAUAAGUCAGCUAGCUGGAUCUAUGUGUACUCCGCUGGUGAACAGCAGUAUGAUCGAUGGUAAUGUUAAUGGUAGUAAUGUGAACAACAAUGGUAACCACACUAGUAGUGCUUGUAGUGUUAGUAGUGGUAGUGUUGGUGUUAGUAGUGGUAGCAGUGGAGUCAACACAGUAACAAUCCCUACAGCGUCAUUACUUCCCAAUUUGUUAUCUGCUAUUCCUUUGUCUACGUAUAUAUCGGGAUUAGGACUGAAUACAACUGGAGGUAUAAUUACUUCACCAAAUAGUUUGUGUAAUGUUGGUGUUACUAGUACAGCUGUCUCGUCUGCUGAAACCCUUAAUAAUAAUAAUAAUAAUAAUAAUAUUGGUGGUAUGAUUGUGACACCAUCGAAUGUUGAGAAUAUUACAGUUUCUUUAUCAUCUGACCGAAGUUCUAGUCAAGCUGAAUACUUACAUGUGUCUGACGAGAAAAACACUCAGCGUCCUGUUGGACGUGUUAAACGCUUCAAAUGUCCUAUGGUUAAUUGUCAAAUGUCAUUUCACAGUAGAUUCAAUCAAAUGGAACAUAUACGUACACAUACUGGUGAGCGUCCAUUCACUUGUCCAGAACCUCAUUGUACUUCAACAUUUAAACGUAGACGUGAUCUUCGUGAUCAUUGGAGUAUGCAUCUCUUAGAUUGCCCACCAUCAGCUACAUUGACUGAAGAAGAAUUCAAUAAAGCAUUGAAAGAAGCUGAUGAAAAAUAUAACGCAAUGUAUAAUUGGGAAACGUUCAAUGUAAACGCUUCAGUUAAUAAAGAUAAUAUUACUGGUAGUAGUAAUAAUAAUAGUAAUGACAACAAUAAUGAUGUAAAUACUGUUAAGUCCGAAUCAUCUCAGUCAUCCGUGGUAAUUCCUGACCCCAGAGCACUGUUUAACAUUAAGUCUGUUAGUGAAUUGGGUAGAUAUCAUUGUACAUAUCCUGGAUGUGAUAAAUCGUAUGCUAGACGGCAUCGCUUGAACCAACAUAUAUCAACACAUACUGGGACUGGUCCGAUACCGUGUGAUGCACCGAAUUGUAAUGUCAGGUACUUUUCAGAAGAGGAUUUAAAGAGGCACAAAUUAUCUCAUCUUUAUGCGGCUGAUAAGGAUUCACGGCGUCGACAUGCUUGUACAUAUGCUGGAUGCGGUAAAGCCUAUUCAAAGCUAAACAAGCUCAAAGAGCAUUUACGAUCACAUACAGGUGAAAGGCCCUACGUCUGUCGUGAACCUGGUUGCGGUGCUGCAUUCAUCCGAUUAUACGGUGUUAAACGUCAUGAAUUAACACACGUAUUCGGCCGUAAACGUGCUGAAAGACUGUCUCAAAUCCCUAACACUAAUAGUAUGACGGGGACUAGUUUUGAUAUUUCUGACCCAAGGUUGGAUAUUCAGAACAAUCCAGAAAUAACUACUAGUUCACCAUAUAUCUUACCAAAGCCGGAACCAUUGGAAACAAGAAAUGAGAUAUCGAUAGCACCAGCUGUUAUGAAAAAUCGUCCUCUCCCAGCUAUUGCACCAAAAUCGAGUGUAUCUCUUCCGAUGCGUCCGAUUUCUCCUAUAAGUGGGAAUCCAGGAAUGAGACGACCACAUAUCUGUCCAUUUAAAGAAUGCGGUAAAGCAUUCCCAAAACUGAAUAAACUGCGUGAACAUAUAUGUCGACAUACAGGUGAACGACCAUUUGUGUGUGAUCAAUGUAAAGCUUCAUUUGUCCGUAUGUAUGAUUUACGUCGUCACAGCAAUAUCCACAUUCGUGGUGCACAACCAAGAAGUUUGUCACGUUUUCUCACAACUCCACAACAAACAAAUGAAACACUUCAAUCUAUUGUCACAAACAGUCAAAUUUCUGUCAGUACUGCUCCCAAUACUGCUACUAUUACUACUACUCACACCACUUAUACUACUGCUGCUACUACUACUACUAGUACUAAUACUAUUCCCACUGUUAUUACGACAGUUUCUGCAACCAGUCUUAUUUCAGAUACUACAAAUUCCACCAUCUCUACUGUUCCUGUUUCGAUCAGUAUUCUCAAAGUUGGAGAAGAGUCAGAACUAAUCAAAAUGGAAGAAUUUAUUGAACAAUCAACAAGUCUACAACCAUGUGAUACUGAUGAUCAGGUAACAGAUUGUAUUGAUAAAUAGUGUCACUCACCUUGGAUCAUUUGAUUUUGACGAUUAUUUAAUAUAAACGGAAUGAUCAAUAACAUUUUUGUACAAAAAAUUAUCCACUAUUAGUUGUCGCUAACGAUGCAGUAAUAAUGAUUGUAGUUGACUCAUUAAUUUGUAGUGCUUUUUUUUACAAAUGCCAUUCAUUCAUUAACCAACCAACUAUUUGUAUGUUCACCAAUUAUUAGUAUUAUCAUUUUUCUGGUAUUUCAUGUGACCUUGUAAUUUCAUUGACUUGUUUUUCAUUUGAUUUUAUCGAUAAAUUAAUGUCUGAUUUUAAUUUCUUGCCUAUCAUAAAGUAUUCAUUAUUUCUUGAUUCAUUCUUGACAGUCAUAACUGGUUUCUUACUGAUAUAUAUAUAUAUGCAUUACGAUGUCAUUAUUUCUUUAUUUCGUUUGGAAUAUUUCACAAUGUGAGAAUCCAACCAUUAUGUAAGUGAUGUAGUCUUAAGCAACUUGAUGUAGUUUCAUUCAAUUUUUUUCAGAUUUAUCUUAAUUGGCGUACUAUUGGAAACGAAGGAGUACUGGAUAACAGUUUCAUUUUAGUAUGGGACACCUCGACAAAACCCAUCUACGACCUCAUUAGAUAUAGGAGGCGUAACCUUCAAAUCUUGUGAUGCAUGUUUAAAGAUUAGAAUUACCAGGUUACCGUUAAGUGCUGUGGUUACGACUUCAGUCAAUUUUCUAGUGUUAAAAUUAUCCAAUGCUAUUUGUGUAAAAUCCACAAACCCUGUACAAAGAUGGGUAGUGAUUGUGUAUAACCUUAUGUGGUGUUGUUAUUGAUUUUUAGCCUUUGUCGAUCUCUUAUUUUCUAAGUCACUCGAGUUACUUUGGUUGGAUGACUCAUAGUUUAUUGACCUCUAGAUUGGUUCAUUUGUAAUAUUUGUUAAACAGAUGACCUUCCUUAAUGGGUGUAUCGUAUUUAAUGUGAAUUAUAUAUGGUCAGGACUUCGGUUUUUUAAAAAAAAUAAAAUUUGGUAUUUAUGCUUAAUGCUUUUAUGGAUGCGUACACGUACAAUGAAGACAUUUUAAACUCUUGACAUAUCACUGGCAAUUUACUACUUCGUUACUCCUCAAGCCAUAGUAGAGUAUUUUACGGAAUGAACAACAUAAAAUUUUAAAAGACAGUUAUGGGAGUGGGUGAGGUGGCGCUUCUAUAUGACUCUCG
This is a messenger RNA of Schistosoma guineensis, 4689 nucleotides long. The record is from the annotation of a GenBank genome assembly. NCBI's taxonomy places the organism in Eukaryota, Metazoa, Platyhelminthes, Trematoda, Strigeidida, Schistosomatidae.